AUGGCGAUACUCGACAUGUUCAAGAAGCUGCCUUCGGUGCCAUACCCAGCUCCGAAGACUGGAUACUGGCUUCCAGUCACCUCCACUUUGAACUGGUGCGAAGAGGCGAGAUCCCAAUCCACCGACUACUAUGCUACCCCAUACUCGGCUGAGAUCGUCAACACCCUGACCAACCUGCUCUUUAUAUAUCUCGCUAUACUUGGCGUUCGGAGCUGUCUGAGAAACGGCCACGAUACCAUAUUCUUAGUGACCUUCUGUGGCUAUUUCCUUGUGGGCAGCGGGAGCUUUGCCUUCCACGCGACGCUCAAAUACCCAAUGCAGCUCGUCGAUGAACUCUCCAUGAUAUACACGACAUGCCUCAUGUUUUGGGCCUGCUUCGGCCACGGACACAGCCGACGCUUCCAGGUGCUGCUUGGAAUAGCCCUGUUCGCCCUCGCGGCUUUCAUCACCCUCUACUACCACUAUCUGCAAGACCCAGACUUUCACCAGAACGCAUACGCCAUCCUGACCGCCAUCGUCCUCAUUCGUAGCAUGUUCGUCAUGGAGCAAGCCCUCCGCCCUUCCUCCGCAAAGCGCAAACGAGACCUCGCAGACAUAGAAUCAAAAAUGGGAAAGCUGAGCCACGAGCCGACCGCAGAGCUACAGCGGAGGGAUGUAAGGGACAGGGAUAUUCUGAUCCGAAUGUGGGCCAUGGUUGGAUACGGCCUCUUCAUCUUCCUCUUGGGCUUUGCGAUCUGGAACCUGGACAACGAGUUCUGCUCGACAAUACGCAGCUGGAGGCAUGAGAUUGGUCUUCCCUGGGGCAUCCUGCUCGAGGGCCACGGCUGGUGGCAUCUGAUGACUGGCACGGGCGCAUACUUUUACAUUACAUGGGGCGUCUGGCUGAGACAUUGCCUGAACGGCAAGCAGGACGAGUACGAGAUGCACUGGCCCCGCCUGAUUACAAGCCUGCCAUUCGUCGAGCGAAUACCGCGGAGAGUGCAGGCCGGAAACGGAGCAUCGAAGAAGACGAUAUGAAUGAUAGACCUAGCACUUGCAAUUGGCACAUGCUUGGAUAUUUAUACACACAUUAAAAGAGAUUUGGGCAUAUACUGGGGCAAGGGUUGUAGCAUUAUACCACGCCAGUCUAGACACACUACUUGAUGUAGCCGCAGCAGCAGCAGCAGCAGC
Messenger RNA from Pseudovirgaria hyperparasitica, 1170 nucleotides. Its product is annotated as alkaline phytoceramidase. The transcript has 3 exons. Gene Ontology annotation, biological process: ceramide biosynthetic process; ceramide catabolic process. NCBI's taxonomy places the organism in Eukaryota, Fungi, Ascomycota, Dothideomycetes, Acrospermales, Acrospermaceae. Gene Ontology annotation, cellular component: endoplasmic reticulum membrane. The record is from RefSeq and is a predicted model, not a curated record. Bases 1 to 1017 code for a protein of 338 amino acids.